CAAACUGGCAACUGCCAAGUCGUUGCUACGUUGCUCGCUACGAAUAAAAUACAAAAUAAACAAAAUAAAAAUAAACACUAUUUGCCUAAGAAUCAUGGUCAAAAUAGCAUUUUGAAUUUGUAGUGAUAUCUUUUAUAGUUAGUACUUAAUUUGUUUGGACACAACAAUGAAGUUUUCACAGUACUAAUUUUACAUUACUAUAUAAGUUCAUCAACAAUGUAACAAUUAUUUCAUUUUCAAGCCUUCACAAACUAUCUAAUGUAAUUGAUUGUAAGGAAGGUAAAAAUUAUUAUGCUUCGUAUCAGCUUACACAGGCUGUGUUUUCACAACCAUCAAAAAGUAUUGUUGUAUAGACAAUACCGACCACUUCCUAUUAAAAAACUACAGAAUCAGUACACAGCAAUUAAGGAUAAAUAUAAUUCUAAGUUGAUUCAACAUUUUAGUGUUUCUCAUGUUCAUCGAGUUCCAAUACCACCUCAUCUAAUAGCUUUAUUUCUACGUCCAGUUUCACGGUUUUUCGCUAUGAUUUUAGGCACACAAAUACGUCGAUGGUAUCUAAAAUUGAGUGAAAAAGAAAAAGAGAAAUUUUGGUCAAACGUACAGAAGCGUCGUAAGCAGAUAUAUUAUAGUAUAGCAGGAGCGUUAGGGCUGUUAACAAUGUAUUGUGGUUUCCAUAUGGAACUAGAUCCGAUCACGGGGAAAAGAAAACUAAUUUUAUUUAACCAACAACAAAUGAAUGCCAUAGCCAAUGUGAUUGCUGAACAAUUGAUACAAGAAAAUCCACAUGCAGUUUUAAAACCAUCUCAUCCUCAUUACCGAAGAGCAUUGAAAAUAGCAAUGCAAAUUAUUAAUGCAAACAAAAAACAUGAUCUCGUAAAAGAUCGUAAUUGGUUUUUAGUAGUAGUUAAUGAUCCAAGAAUUAAUGCAAUGGUUUUACCAAAUGGAAUAAUAGUCGUAUUUACAGGCUUAUUAAAUAUGGCUAAUGACGAACAAGUAGGUAUUGUAUUGUCGCACGAAAUCGCACAUUGCUUACUCAACCAUCACGCUAUAAGAUUAAGCCACGAAUACUUGUUGGAAAUACUUUUGUUCUUGCCAUUAUUGUUGGUCAUGUGGGCUGUAUUUCCAAUACCUGAAGCCAUUUUUGGUUAUUUUUUAGGAAAUUACUUUAAAGACUUAGUACUUUUAUUACCAUAUGAACGUGAUCAAGAGAUAGAAGCGGACAAGUACGGUUUACUGUUAGCGGCGAAUACAUGUUUGGACGUUCGACAAGCUAUAGUGUUUUGGAAAAUGAUGGAAAAAAUAGAUGUUAACAACAAUAUUCCUUGGUGGUUGUCAACUCAUCCUUCACACAGUAAAAGAAUCGAAUAUAUUGAAAACCUAAUGCCGUAUGCUUUAAAAAUACGACAUCAAAAAGGAUGUCCUGUCAUUGAUAAAAGUUAUUGGUCAAGGUUACCAUUUUUUAACUAAAAGUCCAGUAACUAAAGUUGUACAAAUUUUGCUUAAAGUCGAACUAUUUACUUCAACUAAUCGGUAAACUGAUGUAGGUAACUACAAUAUUAGAAUUUUUAUAGUUUAAAUUUGUUGAGAGGCCUGAAAGUUAAAUUAUUUAACUAGCUAAGACUAUGUAAGUCUUAGUGUGCCUGUCAAAUUCUAGAUAAAAAUAUCAUAAUCAUCAUAUCUUAUUGAUUAUUUUAAAUGUUGAAAAAGUCUAUUGUAUAGUAAACUAACAUAUAAAACUAUAUCCAAAAUUGUUUUUUACAGUUUAUCACGUUCUUCAACUCUAGAUUUGAAGUCUAAUUUUAAUCUUGUAAAUGUUGUUUGUUAAUUUUUUUUUUUUAUAUUACCCUUGGCAGCAAUAUUAAAUAUUUUU
Messenger RNA from Adelges cooleyi (spruce gall adelgid), 1870 nucleotides. RefSeq names its product metalloendopeptidase OMA1, mitochondrial-like. The transcript has 2 exons. Gene Ontology annotation, molecular function: metalloendopeptidase activity. The record is from RefSeq and is a predicted model, not a curated record. Gene Ontology annotation, biological process: protein quality control for misfolded or incompletely synthesized proteins; mitochondrial protein processing. The coding region runs from base 292 to 1467 and encodes 391 amino acids. Gene Ontology annotation, cellular component: mitochondrial inner membrane. NCBI's taxonomy places the organism in Eukaryota, Metazoa, Arthropoda, Insecta, Hemiptera, Adelgidae.